Molecule: messenger RNA, 309 nt
Organism: Leptosia nina
Lineage: Eukaryota; Metazoa; Arthropoda; Insecta; Lepidoptera; Pieridae
Source: the annotation of a GenBank genome assembly
AUGCAGGGGUAUCUCAUUGAAACCCUGUCUCCCACGACGCGAGCUGCACCAGACUCGUACAUAGAUAAGCGACGUGCAAUAGGCAUUGAUGUUCACAGGGGACUCAAUAGUAGUCUCUCGAUUCUCUGCUGGAGAAAGGGAUUUAAUGCAACUCUUUCAAUGAAGAUACGGCGCGCUCAGCAGACGAUAUCUCACUUUAAAAUUAUACCAAUUUUCCAUGUGACGUCACUCAUUGUUGGGGAAUGUAUAGAAAGUCACUUAGGUACCGAUGUGUAUAUUCUAAGUAUAGAUGGCGUACUUAGUGGAUGA